Messenger RNA from Meriones unguiculatus (Mongolian gerbil), 1995 nucleotides. It is a transcript of the gene Neurog2, whose product is annotated as neurogenin 2. Gene Ontology annotation, molecular function: protein dimerization activity. The record is from RefSeq and is a predicted model, not a curated record. NCBI's taxonomy places the organism in Eukaryota, Metazoa, Chordata, Mammalia, Rodentia, Muridae. The transcript has 2 exons. Bases 132 to 941 code for a protein of 269 amino acids.
GGAGAGGCCCCCCGCAGAGCUGCGCCCGAGGAAGCGCCCCAGCCAGCGCGGCGCCAAGGACGCCCAGCCCCGUCCCCGAACCAGCGCCAGAGAGAGCAGCCGCGCCGCGCCCGCCUCUGGGGCCGAGCAGGAUGUUCGUCAAAGCCGAGACGCUGGAGUUGAAGGAGGAGGAGGAGGUGCUGAUGCUGCUGGGCUCGGCUUCCCCGACCUCGGCGACCCUGACUCCCAUGUCGUCCAGCGCGGACGAGGAGGAGGAGGAGGAGCUGCGGCGACCGGGCGCCGCGCGUGGGCCUCGCGGGGCGGAGGGCGGGCAGGGGGGACAGGGCGGUUCGGCGUCGGGCGCCGGGGGUUGCCGGCCGGCGCGCCUGCUGGGGCUGGUGCACGAGUGCAAGCGGCGCCCGUCGCGCGCUCGGGCCGUCUCGCGAGGCGCCAAGACGGCGGAGACGGUGCAGCGCAUCAAGAAGACCCGCCGGCUGAAGGCCAACAACCGCGAGCGCAACCGCAUGCACAACCUGAACGCGGCGCUGGACGCGCUGCGCGAGGUGCUGCCCACGUUCCCCGAGGACGCCAAGCUCACCAAGAUCGAGACGCUCCGCUUCGCCCACAACUACAUCUGGGCGCUCACCGAGACCCUGCGCCUGGCGGACCACUGCGCGGGCGGCGGCGGCGGCGGCCUCCAGGGGGCGCUCUUCUCCGAGGCCGUGCUGCUGAGCCCCGGAGCCGCGCUGGGCGCCGGCGGAGACAGCCCUUCGCCCUCCUCCUCCUCCUCCUCCUCCUGGAGCUGCAGCAACAGCCCCGCGUCCUCCUCCAACUCCACGUCGCCCUACAGCUGCACUUUAUCGCCCGCUAGCCCCGGCUCGGACGUGGACUACUGGCAGCCCCCGCCUCCGGAUAAGCACCGUUACGCACCUCACCUGCCCCUGGCCAGGGACUGUAUCUAGAUCCGCGGUUUCCCCACUUCUGGUCCUCUACCUGCCUCUCCUCCCACCCUUCUCCCGCCCCCACCCUCCACGCCCAGGACCCCGCCGUGCGCACGUAGUCGUCGCCUUCGGCUGUGGGAGACCUGCUCUGAUUUAUGGAAGAUGUGAGGAUUUAUGAUCAGAGAUGAUUGUGGCGUGCGGGGUUGGGGUGGGGCGGGGGACACGGGGAGGGGGGAACUUCGUGAGACUGUAAAGACACGGAGAAAAGAUGACGGGGGCCUUAACCAACUAAAAGUUUGCAGAGCGGCCUGACGCUCCUCCCUCUCUGAGCUGCUGGAGGACAAGUCCAGCGCGGCAGUUCGUGUGAAUCUCGCAGAGGGAACGCAACUGGUCCCUGUGAUCUUUUCACCUUCGUUUCUACAUAGAGAUGUUAAUGUCAGUCGAAAGAAAUGUAUCUUAGCAUCUGAAUGAAUUUACCGGUAAUAAUAUUAUCCACACAUUUGCAAUGGCUGGCAUCUGCUCUAUUCCCAUUGCUGUCUGCAGGCUGUGGGAAUUUCACCUGUCAAACCAAACUUUCCCUCUCUGAUGUGCACUUUGUUCGUUUUCCCAGAUUCGUCACAAUGCCUAUUGUCCCGCCCUUCUCUUUCCUUUUUUUCUCCAUUUUGCCAUCUGUCUCUUAUGAUUUAUAAGGGGAAAAACUUGUUUUGUUAGAGGGCCAGGUUAGAAGUCAUUGUAUAAUUUGUAGGCUUUUGUAAGGAUUGAAUGCAAGCGUGGAAAUUUAGGCUGAACUCUCUAUCAAAAGGAAAAAUGUGAAGGAAAAGGGAAAAAUCGGGAGGGAGGAUUGCUUCAUGCAUUAUUUAUCUCGACCUUUUAGGGGAGAAGGAACUCCCCCAUCCUUUCAGGAGAUUAAAAAUAAAUCAACAGUCUGAAAACCUAAGCAGACACGGGGCAUUACCAGGGUCAGCCACACGCGUGUUCCCUUCUAUUUAUUUUGAAGAAAAAUUUCAUGGGAAAAGUAUGUAUUUUUUUGUAUAUUCUACAGAGUUUAUUCUAGUAUGUAUUUACAUCUUGAAGA